AAAAACAAAAAAAAAGUAGAAAUAAAUCCAUCACUACCAUAGUACCACCUCUCUCUCUCUCUCUCUCUCACACACAUGCACACACAAUUUUUACCUUAACUUUAGUGAUUGUAUUUAUUACUACUACAACGAAUAAUGUUUCAAUUCAGAUAGGAGAUCAAUCAAUAAAUGUUAGUUUUUAUUGAGUACUAUUUUUUUGAACAUAUGUCCAGCAAAAUACAUACUCCCCUACAUUUAAUUUUAUAGCAUUUGAAAUAAAGCUCUCAUGCAAUAAUAACUUAAGAAAACUCAUGAUGGGCAGUACUGUAACUAUAUUUACAAUUCUUUCGUCAAAACCGUGUUAUCAAUAUUUUGUCUAUCUUUUAAAUAGAGAAAUAUCUAGAAAAAGUAAUUUCUUGUUUAACAUUCUGAUCAAAAUAUAUUCCUGGAACCGCGAGGGCCUUUUAUUUCUUUUAGAUCCUUCCAUUCUUUGAGAAUCUUUUAAUUAGAUCCUUUUCAACUAAGCCUAAAAACUUGCAAUCGUAUAAAAUACUACCAAAUUAUGUUUCAAUCAUGCAUGUUGUGAUCCAACUGAAUUCUUAUGUCAACCCUCGUCGUUCAAAGUACUCAAACUUCGUAUAUACCAAGGGAAAAUAAUCCAGUAGUUUGUUAGGACAUCAUUAGUUGGUAUUUAGACAGUUUUCUAGAGCUGAGUGCCAGCCUAAGCUCAUCAAUCACCGAAUAAUCAACUCUCAAACCUCUCCAUGGACUUCUGUAUAUAAUGCAACACUCUCCCAAUAACUCCGUCACACUUUCACAGCUAGCACUGCUAAAGAGAGAGAGAGAGAGAGAGAGAGAGAGAUGGGGCAGACGGAGGAGGAGAGUGUGAAACUAGGAGCCAACACGUUUCCGGAAGGGCAGCCGUUAGGGACGGCAGCGCAGGGAGGAGACAGGGACUACUCGGAGCCGCCGCCUUCGCCGCUGUUCGAGUGGGGGGAGCUAACCUCCUGGUCCUUCUACAGAGCCGGAAUCGCAGAGUUUAUGGCAACUCUUCUGUUUCUAUACAUCUUAGUCAUGACGGUGAUUGGGGUUGGCCAGACCUCCGACAAGUGCUCGACUGUUGGAUUACAGGGUAUUGCUUGGGCCGUUGGUGGCAUGAUCUUUGUCCUUGUCUACUGCACUGCCGGCAUCUCAGGGGGGCAUAUUAAUCCGGCAGUGACAUUUGGGCUACUACUGGCAAGAAAACUAUCAUUGACAAGGGCAAUUUUCUACAUGAUAAUGCAGUGUCUUGGAGCAAUUUGUGGAGUGGGAAUAGCGAAAGGGCUCGAGAAGAGCGGCCGGUACGAGCAAUUUGGUGGUGCCGCCAAUGUUGUGGCACAUGGCUACACCAAGGGCGUUGGCCUUGCUGCUGAAAUCGUUGGCACCUUCGUGCUUGUGUAUACGGUUUUCUCCGCCACUGAUGCCAAGCGCAGUGCCAGAGACUCCCAUGUUCCUAUUUUGGCUCCAUUGCCAAUUGGGUUUGCAGUGUUUGUGGUGCAUUUGGCGACUAUUCCAAUUACAGGGACUGGUAUUAACCCGGCUAGGAGUUUUGGUGCAGCAGUCAUCUACAACAGUAGCCAUGCUUGGCAUGACCUUUGGAUUUUUUGGGUGGGACCUUUUGUCGGGGCAGCACUCGCAGCUUUGUACCAUCAGGUCGUGAUUAGGGCCAUUCCCUUCAAAUCCAAGUGAUCAUCUCCGGUGAUCCAUUACCAGCGGUGUGGUUGUUUAUUUGUGACCAUUGAUUUUCUGUUUCUCUUGUUUCUUUUGCAUAUGCAAUGUGUAUGCCUCGGUGAAAUGUAUUUUAAAUGUAAUUUCUUGUGACCCAUUAACAAGGAUGUGUUUGUUUAUUUGUGAUCAAGAUUGGGAUGCCUAAUGAAUGGACACAAUCAAAAGUUUGAUACUAUUUCGUCAUUGUAAGAACAUCUCCAAUCAAAUCUUUACAAUGAAGAAUCGUACCACUCCUGCUUCAUUUGCAUUCUUCA
Rhododendron vialii is the source of this 2000-nucleotide messenger RNA. Its product is annotated as aquaporin PIP1-2-like. Gene Ontology annotation, biological process: transmembrane transport; response to water deprivation. The record is from RefSeq and is a predicted model, not a curated record. Lineage: Eukaryota; Viridiplantae; Streptophyta; Magnoliopsida; Ericales; Ericaceae. The coding region runs from base 841 to 1707 and encodes 288 amino acids. Gene Ontology annotation, cellular component: plasmodesma; plasma membrane; vacuole. The transcript has 4 exons. Gene Ontology annotation, molecular function: water channel activity.